CCAAUUUGAAUAUGGAAAUUCGAUUCUUAAAGCAAAAUCAGAAUCAAUGGCAAUCGUACCUUCGAACAUCACAUGAAUCAGAACCCCAUGGCCGUCAAUCUCAGUUCCACCGCUUCUCUUCGCCCUGCACCUUCCUUUCUCCUCAGGAAAAACAAUUCCGUCCUCAAAUUCUACCCUUAUUCUUCAACCAGAACUCCUGCUCAGUCACAAGGGGCUGAGGCUGGAGUUACAGAGGAAGAUUCCCCGGCGGGACCUUUGUCCUCUGCCCGCUCACAGCUCGAUCUCUUGGAGCAACUUACAUCAACUAGCUCAUCAGUCAGUGGUUAUGAAAGUGAUGGCAGCUCUGGCAAACUUACUAUCCGUGAGCAGCUCGCACAGUUGGUAGGAGACAGAGAUGAUGAUUUCAGUAUUCCUUUGGGUAAAAACUUGAAGAAAGUGAGCGCCAGGUUCUUGACCAUUUCACAAAAGAGAAAUAUCAGGAGACAAGCUUACCUAAAUGAAGUUUCUCAAAGGAAUGAUUCGGUAUUCUUUGCCACUAUAGGAGCUUUUGUGAUUCUUCCUCCUCUUAUAAUACUAGGAAUUGCUGUGUUAACUGGUUAUGUACAGCUUUUUCCAUGAUAUGUGUUAUAUGAAAGAACGGCCACAUAAUAGAAUAUCUAAGAUCAUGACUUGUUUCCCUCUCUAGUCUUGUAUAGUGACUGUCGCUUCUCUUAUUUUACUUAGCAAGCGGCAAUAAGAAAUAGUACAACACUACUUCCCCCCCCCCCCAAACAUUCUUAAAUAGACUUGGUCCGUUCAAUAUUAAAUAAGUAGAGUAAGCCAGUUAUAAAUAUACAUUUAAGCA
This is a messenger RNA of Neltuma alba, 844 nucleotides long. RefSeq lists its product as uncharacterized. Lineage: Eukaryota; Viridiplantae; Streptophyta; Magnoliopsida; Fabales; Fabaceae. The transcript is spliced from 3 exons. Gene Ontology annotation, cellular component: chloroplast. Bases 73 to 618 code for a protein of 181 amino acids. The record is from RefSeq and is a predicted model, not a curated record.